AGAAUCAAACGUUGCGUUGUUACAGCCUCUCUCCUCUGUACACGCAAAUAUUAACAACUACGCCAUCUCCUUGUCGAGUGUAACACAAAGAUCCCCCACCCAUCGUAUUAGCCUGCAGCAGAGCGUUAGGGGCAAGUGCUGUUUAGCGAGUGGCCAACACCACGCCCGGCCGCCUUUGUCUUCCCCGCGGCGAUGUUUACUACACACCGCACCGGCGACUAAUUUUGAGGCUGAGUCGACCUAGGAGGAGGCGCAGGACCGGUUCAGAUAAUCGCCACUGGGUCGCCAGCAGAUGUGCUGUUGCCACCGGGAAGGACGUCAUGUAACAACAACAUGCCCUCUGCUCACUAUGAACCCAGGUUCAUGGGCGUGGCCAAUGGCUCCCUGAAGACGACGGGGGAGGGCCCCUAUUCGGUGUGGGACGACCGGCACGCGCAGCAGCAGCGGAGGCACGUGGAACCCAUGGCAGCCGGGGUCAAGUCGGCGGUGGUGGAGGAGGGCGAGCUGGUGGUGGGCGGUGAGGGCUGCCCCAUGCCGCCCUCGGAGCACGAGCCGGCCCUCGUGAUAUUCGACAAGGACGGCACUCUCAUGUGCUUCCAUUCCAUGUGGGGGCCCUGGUGCGAGGAGAUCGGCCAGAGGGUGCUGGCCGUCACGGGGCGCCCCGAGCUGCUGGGCUGCGUCUACCGGGCGCUGGGCUACGACGGCGAGAGGCGCGUUGUCCGGCUGGGCAGCAUCGCCGAGAAGACGAUGGAGCAGGUGCAGCUGAUGCUGCGCGAGGCACUGCAGCGUGAGCACGGCCUGGAGGACGCGGAAGUCGAGCGGGUGGUGCGAGUUGCCUGGAAGGACGACUGCAGCGGUGGCAGUAUGAGGCCGCUAGGCGACUUGGUGGCAAUCUUCAGGAGGCUCAAGGAGCGGGGCUUCAAGAUCGCCAUCUGCACGUCGGACUCGCGAGCGGGCACCGAGGAGUUCAUCGACGCCCAGGGCCUCACGCCGCUCCUCGACUCGGUGGUGUGCGGCGACGACGCCGGCAUCGUCCCCAAACCCUCGCCAAGCCUCGCCCUCGACAUAUGCCGGCGGCUGGGCGUGGCGCCGUCGCGCACGGCCAUCGUCGGCGACACGCCCACCGACGUGGGCAUGGGCCGGGCGGCCCGCCUCGGCCUCACCGUGGGCGUGCUGUGCGGCGUGGGCAUCGAGAGCGACCUGCUGGCCGCCGACGUCAUCGUGCCCGACGUGGAGACCGCCGCGGAGAUUGCGCUCGCCGCGUUUUCACCGCGUGGGGGCGGCUGCCUGCCGCCUGUCCGGCUCACGCCUUCCGGCGUGGCGAGGCUUUUGUCCGGCACGCACGACAACCUCGGAGGCGGUCGCCCGUCGAGCUAAGCCAGCGUCCGAGUCGUGGUGGCGCGUGCUUGUCCGAUGUGUUUUUUUUUUAAGUUGCGUUUUUGGGUUGUCCGGCGUCACGUCCGACGUUUUUGCUGCUGCUGCUCGACGUCCCUCGGAACGUUUUCUGGAACCGAGUUAAAUCGACGAAAAGAGCGCUCGGCGCAAACGUCGGACGUCGCGCCGAACGACGCGUGGCACGAUACGAAAGCGCGUCGGGGAGAGCUGUUGAAACGCGACCACGAAAAACGACGCCUUUUGCCUUCGUCGGGACGAGAGUUGUCGCUUCACCUUUGGGUGAAAUGGUGACCAGUUAGUCAUUGGGUAAUAUGAAACUGAAGAGCAUUACUUUGUACAGGUUAAUAUUUGUUUGCGAGUUGCCUGUUCUGUAGACUUUUACCUGAUUGUUUAAUUUUGUCGUGUCAGCACAGCCAUGAGUUUAACUUCACCCUUAGACAUUACGGCAGUGCAAGCAUUUUUCUAAAUAAUUUAAGGUGGCCGGAUGUUUUGUUCUUUUUCCACAGCAAUGUCGUUUUGGACAACAGUGUUCGAUAACAACACUUUUUAUGAAUGACGGACGUUCAUGCAAUCCACGCUUCCAUUACAGAAUUAAAUCGCUGGCCUCUAGCCCACCGAUUUCGUAACGUGUAGCAUAUACCAUAUUGAGUGUUACGAAUUACAUUGAAUUACCUUCAAAUAAUUAACGUACAUUGUUCCCAAAGAGCUAUGAAAUAAGCACUUUAACAUAAUUAAAUUAUUGAUUGACGUCCGUAUUGUAAUAAAAACAAUAUAAUGAGAGUAGAAUGUUGAUUACGCACGGUCUGAAUUCUUGGUAGCCUUUUAUUGAUAAAUAACUAAACAAUGGCAUUCAUCUUGAAGAUAACUCCAUUAUCAAACUCCUGAGCGAUCUUCUGUUGGACGUUUUCAUUUAAAGAGUUUACCAGCUUUAUUAAUGUGUUUUUUAUUAACAAGAGACAUACACCACGUCUGUUAUGUGGCUGCACCAACGGCAGUGUUCGUCUUCGUUGUGAGAAGUGGGCCCUUUUUGAAAAUGCAAUCUUACUGUUGCAUUUUUCAAAAAUCUCUCUUCCAAAAAAACAAUCGGUGCCCGUUGCCUCUAACCCCGAGAGGUGGCCAAAAAAAAUCCCUUUACUCCGAAGCACUCGGGCGACAAAAAAAGUUACACAAGGCUAUUAGUUGGCUUUUACUCAAGGUAAACAAAAGGAAUGCAUAUGUACGCAAGGGUUAAGUGAAGCAAGGGCAUUGUUAAGUUUGUGUAGCCAUCUGAGGUGGAUCCCAUUUAUAUAUAUUAAAUAAAUAGAUCUAAAGAGAGGGUUAUCCACUUACUCUAUGACAGCCCCCCUCAUUAUUAACUUGUAGAAGUACACGUUUGGAGGACGCUGCCCCUGGUGCAGCGGGCAGCACGCUGGACUCGCAAUCCAGAGGUUGCCGCUUCAAUCGGGCUGAAUCUCUUCAACCCCCCGCCCCCACCUCUCUCCACCCAGCAGUGUGUAUGGGGUGCACGGAACGCAGGUCGUGUGUGGUGGGGCAACGUGUGGGUCGCUCCCACCUCUUCCAAAAUGUCCCCAGCCGGCGUGAAAGAGUAUGCCAAACGCACUCCGCAAGGGGAUCUCGAGAGUACGGUUGGCUACAUUCGGGGCGAAUGAAGUUCAACAUUCGUACGUACGUACAUACGGAAAUCCUUCCGCCAGCGGUGCUGUGAGAAAGUGAUUGCAGGGCUCCAUGUCUAUGUUUGUAUAAUAAAGUAACUGUAAGGUUGUGAGGUGUUAGUAUGCUGAAACAUACGGCAAGAGGUGAAAGCCUGCGUGCACUUUUCUUGUAAAGUGGCUCUUCUCACGGAGCAUUUUGGCCGCCACUCAAAUGCUUGGCUUGCCAAACAUGAACGAAUGUAAAACGCGUUCCCUGUAUCUCGCGCGUGCCCCCAGUGCGAGGGAGAUGGGUCCCCUUUGUCGUUGGCCUUUUCACCGUCGUUAAGGAAGCACGCGCGCGCGUAUCAUCGACGCGAAGUAGCAUCGCGCGCGUACAGUACUACAGCGGGGGCCUCGCUCGGAUUAGGCACGGUUAGGGCACAGAUUAAACCCCGCUUUGAUGUGCAAGCCGGAGCAUCGUGACCCCCCCCCCACCCCCCUUGACCUCUGGCAACCUUUAUCUUGUCACAGGCAUUCCGCGGAACGCGACUGUUACUAAGAUGCCCAGCGGGGUUGUCCCAUUACACCCACGAAUAUUUUCCGGGGUUGCUGAACCCAGCUGGAGUAGGUGGCGUGUGGCGGCUCGCAAAUGGCCACGGCGAGAGGUUGCGCCAAAUGUGUUUGCCCGUGCGCAGAAAUCUUUAACGGAGCUCUGCCCUGGAAAUGGAUAAAAAUAAUUUAAAAAGGGGUAACGUAAUCGAAAAUCUUGACCUUAAAGCUUCCGUGACUGCAGGAAUGAAUAUUCUUUGGGUCUUUCGGUAAAGUAACGUAGAUAGGUUCAAAUUAAUACAAAUAAAAUAAACAAAAAAACUACGACGUUUCGAUCGCAACACAAAGCGAUCGUCAUCAGGAGGAAGAAAGAGAGACGAUAGCUUGUGUUGUGAUCGAAACGGAGUUUUUUUUUCUAUUAACUUGAACCCAUCUACGCGACUUUACCGAAAGACCCAAAGAACAUAACGUUAUCGUAGUUGGCUUCGAACCGGUCAACAAUUGGGUGUCUGGCAAUUGCCAGGGGUGCGUGAUAGCGUGACCACCGCUGCUGUUUACACGGUUAACUCUGGGGUGGCUGGAGCCAGCUCGUACCUGCCCUCCCAUUGCAGGCUACCGCUUUGUUGGUUGCGAAAGAGUACACAUUUUUUUUGUUUAGGACAUCACGCCACCGCGUAUCACUCGCUCUGUCUCGCCAGUCACCGUGCGAGGUCACGAGCACCGGUGUCGCUGCAAUACCUCGCGGCUUUUAUUUGUUGCACAACCGCCACCGUCACUUUCCAAAUUGCUUACAAAUUCACCCUAAGCCCCCCACGAUAAACCCCAGAAUUUAUCUGAUAUAAAAUAAAACGACAUAUAAUUCCAACAACUAUCUAUCUACCAAUUGAUGUCAGAUGGAAUUUACCCCUUUCCCCCCCCCUCCCCACAUUGAGCAGUAUGGCUUGGUAGAGACUUGUGUGUGUGUGUGGGGCAAGAGACCAGUUCUGAUACUGCUCCCAACUGAACUUUAGCGAUGUCUGGGUAAUUGGACUCAGGCCGCCGGGUUCAUAGUACAAGUGCACCAACCACUGGGCCACCGCUCCACCUGUUUUUAAUGUUUUCCAACUCGAGUUGAAACCGCGAAUGCAUCAGCUCUCUCUCUCUCUCUCUGCACGUCUGUCUCGGUUGUAUCAACUCUGUCUAUCUACAUGUCUGUCUGUGUCGUAUUAAAUCUCAAAUGAUACUUCUCGUAAUGAUAGUUCUCAUUUAAGCGGCAGGUGAUCAACCCUGCGAUGGCUUGGUGCUGUUUCUCAUCGUGUCUCUGCACUCCUAAAGUUUUUACAUUGGUGCCACCGCGUCCCAGUGUUGGAAGUCGCAGAACGCCAAGUGCCGCAUUGUGGGUGUGGGGCGACUGCAGGGAAUUCACAGCGCCACAGCCCGGUGUGACACUUGGUUCUCACGCGGAGAUGGCUUGUUUUUGCUCCGUUGGAGCAUUUCUAAUAAGACUAAUACAAAUGGUGACGAUGCAUUGAUAAUGUGGGGAGAAUGUGUAUGUGAUGGUAGAGGUGAUUGACUAACGUGGAGCGCAUUAAAAUAUUUGUGAGUCGAA
Messenger RNA from Lethenteron reissneri (Far Eastern brook lamprey), 5163 nucleotides. RefSeq lists its product as uncharacterized. NCBI's taxonomy places the organism in Eukaryota, Metazoa, Chordata, Hyperoartia, Petromyzontiformes, Petromyzontidae. Gene Ontology annotation, biological process: DNA repair; dephosphorylation. Gene Ontology annotation, molecular function: phosphoglycolate phosphatase activity. The record is from RefSeq and is a predicted model, not a curated record.